UUUUUGAGAAAGGGUUUCUCUGUGUGGCCGUGGUUGUCCUGGACUCCCUUUGUAAACCAGGCUGGCCUCGAACUCACAGAGAUCCACCUAUCUCUGCCUCCUUGAGGGCUGGGAUCACAGGCCUGCGUCACCACACCCGGCUGAGACCCCGUUUUUUUUAAAAAAGACAUAACAUAUAAACAAACAAAUAAGAAAACAAAAGGUGUUACCAGUUUGGGCCCAGCAGUUCCUUUCAAAUGAAAUUCCAUGAAAGAGCCCUUGUGAUUUCAACUUUCAUUAUCUAAAGGAGAGACUGAUCAUUUGCAAGAGGAGACUUUUGCCUAAUUUACUGCAGCACUGUAAUAAUGAAAAACAAACGCCCAGCUUUUGCAGGUUCAAGGUUAGGAGGCGAUGAAGCCACACAAGCUCCCUCCUGAUCGCUCAAACUGGCUCGGCUGCUGGCAGGAGAUGCUGCCCUCGAUCAGCAUUGCUGACGGAGGUGCCAAUUCCGGGAUUCACGUCCUAGGAAGGCUCGGACUGAUAACCAGACUGGCCAGCGCGACCUUGCUCCUCGGCCUCCACAGCAAUCCCGCCGACCUCACCAGGGCGCCAGAGCGGCCGGACCCUUCGGUGCUCGGACCCUAUGGCACGGAGGCUAAGUUUCCGGGAGCGGCUUUUAGCAGGGCAUCAACCGGAAGUAUCCGUGUUGUGGCGGAAGAAGGUGCAGUCUUGGAGCAGCUGGAGCGGAGAGAGGCCGGACCGGCAAAGAUGAUUCAGGCGAUUCUGGUUUUCAACAACCAUGGGAAGCCGCGGCUGGUCCGCUUCUACCAGCGUUUUCCAGAAGAAAUUCAACAGCAGAUUGUUCGAGAGACUUUCCAUCUGGUCCUCAAGCGAGACGACAACAUCUGUAACUUCUUAGAAGGCGGAAGUUUGAUUGGUGGUUCUGACUACAAACUGAUUUACCGGCACUAUGCUACCCUCUACUUUGUAUUUUGCGUGGAUUCAUCAGAGAGUGAACUUGGGAUCUUGGACCUCAUUCAGGUUUUUGUGGAGACGCUGGAUAAGUGUUUUGAAAAUGUAUGUGAGUUGGAUUUGAUCUUCCAUAUGGAUAAGGUGCACUACAUUCUUCAGGAGGUGGUGAUGGGCGGGAUGGUGUUGGAAACAAACAUGAAUGAAAUUGUGGCCCAAAUUGAAGCUCAAAACAGGCUGGAGAAGUCAGAGGGUGGACUUUCAGCAGCUCCGGCAAGGGCUGUGUCUGCUGUGAAGAACAUCAACCUCCCUGACAUCCCGAGGAACAUCAACAUCGGUGAUCUCAACAUCAAAGUUCCCAACCUGUCCCAGUUUGUGUGAAGGUGGAUGACUGGGAUGAACUGGAAUUCUUGGGAUGGGCAAAGCAGUCAAAUCCGGAAGCAGAACCUUGUUGAGCCUUUAGAGUCACACCUUGGGACCCUGAGCCUUUCACAGAGUGGGAAAGGAGUGGGGUGCACACUGCGUGGCCAUCCUGCUUCCCUCUGAUAGGCAUGGCUGUGGUAGACAUCAGGACACUAAGCCACUGCUCCUUUGCCUCCCCCACACAGCUGCCCUGAGGGACUGGGGAACAAGCCACCUGGUGCCCAGGAGCCCACCACUGGGACUGAUCGAUCACCUCUGACUUCCUCUCUGGCAUCGAGGGCUUCUGAGAUCCUAUAUCAUUUACUGGGUAGGGAACCGGGGAGAAGGGCCAGCCUUUCAGAUGUUAGGUAUGGCAAGAGGCAGCUGACGGCAGGGUAUCUGCUGGCUCUGCUAGGGCCUCUAUUCCUAGAAUCCCUUUGUGUAGCCAAGCUUUUUGGUCAGCAGUUGCUACAGAGCACAUGUUCCCCACGCCAUAUUUCUAGUCGUUUUGUUACAGGCAUGUGUGUGCCAGACACAGUGUAAGUCACACUCUGGGUGCCUGCCAUCACCCCUGCCAGUAGGGAGGACACCCCUAAACACAUGCCAGAACCCUUGCCCAGAGGAGAGCCCGAUGUCUACAGAAUGUGAAGUCUGAAUCUUCCCAGAGUUAUGACUCUUCCCUAACUUAAAAUACACUUGUCCUGGAAGCAGAAGGUUCAAUGUCUAUGACGUGAAUGGUGACCCACCUCCCCUUGCUCAGAAACCCACUAACCAGUCUCAGAUUCUGGAGCUGAGAACCUGAACUGGGUGCUCUGUGGGCUGAGCCCACAGCAUGCUAGCCGCAGUGCUGUGAGCUCUCUAAUCUGAGUCGUGCUGUGGGCAUGCUGGGCUCCCUUGGGCAACGUUCUGCAGCUGGAAACCUGUCGAUGGUAACAUAUGCUGAGUCUUCUUCUUAUGGCCAGAUUGGAGCUGGCACUGCUGCUGGGGGCAGGGCUUCUUCUCCGUGCCAUCAGCUGGGCCUCAGGCCUGGGUAGUGAGGGCACUGGUGCCCCUGACAGGGAACCUCCCAGCCCAGACCCCCCUUUCUCCUUCUGCCCAGAUGCCCCUCCCUCCUGCUAGCGCAUUUCCCCCGGCCUUCUGAUGAUCCUAGGAGGAUCAUGUAUCUUACCCAGCUUUUCUCAUUUUCCAGCAGGACUUCUUGCGCUCUGCCCACUGCUGCCUGCAGUGUCUUGUCCUCAACCUUUCGGGUCCUCUGUCAGAGCCUCAUCAAUGGCCAGUUGGCUAGAGGAUAGGUCUGAGACCAAAUCCCCCAUGCCAUUCUCUUUAAGCAUGUUAAUCUUAUGUUGAUUUAUUGUCAUUUUAGCACAUCCACACCUCUUUUACAAUGGCUGGAUGUGAAUAGGAAUUCAAGGAAGAAAACCAGUGUUUUGCAUCUGCUGUAGGUGACAUGAGCAAGACCCUUUAACAGUCCUUAUCAGAGACAUUUUAUUUUUUUUAAGAUUUAUUUUAUUUGUGCUGUUCAUGUGUAUAUAUGGGAAGGCUCUGAGGCCAGAGAAGGGUAUGGAGUUUCCUGGAGUUGGAGUUACAGGAGGUUGAGAAAGUCCCCCAAAAUAUGGCUGUUGAGAACGGAAGUUAGGUCUCUGCAAGAGCAGCAGUGUUCUGAACUGAGCCACCUCUCUGAUCCCAGCCACAGACAUUCUCAGACAUUUUGGUGCCAAGUACCACAGGCUCAGAUAGGGUAACCUGCUUUUAGGUCAGGCAGGGUUAAGGUUUGAAAUGUGCCUGCUUGGCUCCAAAGUCCUUUUCCUCCUCAUUAUUGUAGGUGGUUUCUCCAUUUACAACCUUCUCCUCUCUAGACGGGGAAACUGAGACUUAAGGGAUUGAGCAACUCUCACAAACUAAUAAAAAGAGGCUUGGUUUUCUGAGGCUGCAGACCAGGAGCGGGAGGAUCCCGUGCAGCUCCAGUUGGUUGCCUGAGAUGAAGCCAUCCAGUGUGUUGUUAGGUCAGGGGUCAUAAGAGCCGCAGUGUUCUCAAGUGCUUGCUGGUGCCUGAAGGCACCCUUGAGUUGGGAGCCCUUGGCUUCCUGGCAGUUUAGAUUUCAGGUGUUUGCCUGCUAGAAACUACUUGGUUCCCCAGACUGUGGCCUGGCACUGUAGGCGGCAAAAGCAAGCAUCACACAAUGGCUUGCGCGAUGCCCCUAAACAGUCUGUCGGUUUGAGCUUGGAAAACUCAAUUCCCCUGGGCAAGCCAGAGGGAUUAAUUAAUCAAUCAAUUAAUUAAUUAUGUUUGCUGUCAACAAAGCCAUAGUCUGAGGUCUAGCUCUCUCUCCUCUUUGUGUUUUGAGACAAGGUCUCACUUUGUAAUGCAAAUUCUCAGUCUUCCAGCCUCACCUCCAAAAUGCUGAGAUUACAAGUGUAUGCUACCGUGCCUUCUGCCCUUUUCCAUGGAAUAGUUAGAGGGAGACCUUGGUGUUUUGUUCUGAGACAUCUGUUGCACAGCCAGUGACUGGGUUCCUGUUUGCUUUGCGAUCCUGGACCUGUAGAGUUACACUGAAGCUUCCCUGGGUUUUCUCACUGCCACUAGUUAAAAACUGGCAUCCUCCCACUACCCGUACUUCUGUGUCAGUACCCGAAGAGGGUUGAGCUUGCUUCUAAGCACACAGGCUGUCUUUGCUCCGCUGCCUUUGAGCUUCCCUGACAGUGCUCACAUAGAUGGAACAUGGAGACACUACUGUGAGCCCGGAGCUACGGCGGCCAGACUCCGUGACAGCCAUGUGGAAGAUUUAAAGGAUAUUUCCCACCCCCGACUCACCAGUGUCAUGCCUACUGUGCAGGGUGCUGGACAAAUUACCUCUCCCCAAGCCUGACCAUGGCCUCAUACAGGUAUCCUGAGUCUCUCAGGCCUUGGUUAUUCAUUCUCUGCCACAUACAGAGCCAGCCCUCCCUCACCGCUAUAGAAGCAGCUUAGCAAUUUUCUCUGUGACCUUACCUUCAGAAAAGACGCUAGGAGAAAAUGCCUCACACCAGGUCCCUGGCACAGUCUGUGGCCUGGGCUAUUGAAGGCUUCCUUAGCAUGACCAUGUCUUUUCAAAGAAGGGUCUGUGAUAGGUACAUGAAAGUAGCUCUUUAAAGUAGGUCCUCACCCACUUUACAGUAGGCAGGCAGAGUACUGAGACCCACCCAGAAGGGAGGGACCUGUCUGCAAACAUUCUAGAUGGCCACUGCUCCGAGUGUGCUGACCACCCACGGUGAGCCAGCUCUCUGUGGGAGUUGCCAGGCUAGGCCCAAACCUCAAGGUCAAAGUUUUGGCCUUGGAAGUUCUGGGGUGCUCUUCACCUGCACAUUUUGGCAGAAGUAGCUGUUGAAAAAGCUUAAUGCAAGUGAUCAAUCCUUUCCGAAGCUCUUUCUCAUUUCAGCUUUUCUAUUUUCCAAAGAGGACAUAUAUUCAUGUAGUUUGGGUUUUUGGGGAGAUUUUAUUUGUUUUGUUUUUCAAACAGGGUUUCUCUGUGUAGCCCUGGCUGUCCUGGAACUCUGUAGACCAGGCUGGUCUCAAACUCAAAGAUCUACCUGCCUGUACUGGGAUUAAAGGUGUGAGCCACCACCCCGCUGUAGUUUGGUAUUUUUAUAUGGGGCUGGGGAAGUGCCCUCUGAAACCAGAAGAAGGCCUUAGAUCUCUUGGAGCUGGAGCUAAGUGGUUGUAAGCUGCCUGAUACGGGGUUCUGGGAGCCAAACUUAAGGUCCUCUAGCAGAGCAAGUGCUCUUCACCAUUGGGCCAUCUCUCCAGUCAUCAAGUGUUUGCGAUUUAAAGGAGUAAGAAACAAGCAUCUUUUAUGUUCACUUUCAAAGCUGAGGACAUAGUUUCAGUGGCCCUCAGCCCAGCACAGUCCUGUUAUCCAGAGGUGGAGAGUCCGCCCUCCAUACAUGCCUCAUGCAUGCAGGCACCAUGUAAAACCGCCACAGCUCCUAGCCUUGCUCAGCUUUAUUCCCCAAGGCACUGGGACUCCAUGCCGUUCAGUUAUUUUUUUUUCUCCUAGGAUAUAGCCCCCACCCCCACCCCAGGGCAGGGAUAUCAGCCUCUUACCUCGCCCUGUGCCCUGGCUGCUCUGAACAGUGCCACAUCCGUACUGCUCCAUAAAGAAUGGCGGAUGGGUGCGUUACUAAGGAAAGCAGAAGUUGAACCUCACAGUCUCUCAGGACUUGUGCACACUAGGACUGUGACGUGGGGGUGGGGAGGCCCAUUGCUUCAAGGUGGAGGACAGCAAGGACUGUUCUGGGAAGGAUGGGGUGCAGGCACGUCCAUUUGGAGUUACUGGGGUAUAAAUGCCUGCUUGUGAAUGAGUGGGCAGGAGAGUGUGGAGCUGGAUUGAGUGACAGGGCCAACGGCUGAAAGUGAAGGACAGACUGUGGCCAAGGGGAAAGGAAUGCCUGGAUAUUGGAGCAACCUCAGAUCACAGGAGAGUGUCUGAUAGCAGUGAGAACAUGAACCAGAUUGGUCAGUCAGGGAAGGGACCCAGAGCCGCAACUCUAAGAAUGCCUUUGCUAGAGGUCAGGGAUGCCAAAAGAGGUCCUGGUUCUUCUGGCCUGGCCUCAAAGCUGUAUGUGAGGGUGUGACUAAAACUGCCCACCUCCUGGGUGGGUCACUCAGCUCCUCCUCCUAUACCUCACCCCAGCUUUUACCAUGAGUCCUUUAAGAAGACCUGACCUAGCCGUUCGUGGCCUGUCUUCCAGGAGCCACUCCUGGAAAUGGAGCUGUAUGGAUUAGGCUCUGAAAUUAUCAGUGAUUGUAAUAAAGCUUUGUACAGCC
This is a messenger RNA of Meriones unguiculatus (Mongolian gerbil), 6154 nucleotides long. RefSeq names its product adaptor related protein complex 3 subunit sigma 2 (gene Ap3s2). Bases 391 to 1329 code for a protein of 312 amino acids. The transcript is spliced from 6 exons. The record is from RefSeq and is a predicted model, not a curated record. Gene Ontology annotation, cellular component: membrane coat; AP-3 adaptor complex; intracellular membrane-bounded organelle. Lineage: Eukaryota; Metazoa; Chordata; Mammalia; Rodentia; Muridae. Gene Ontology annotation, biological process: Golgi to vacuole transport; intracellular protein transport.